This is a messenger RNA of Trichoplax adhaerens, 2712 nucleotides long. RefSeq lists its product as uncharacterized. The transcript has 13 exons. Bases 1 to 2712 code for a protein of 903 amino acids. The record is from RefSeq and is a predicted model, not a curated record. Gene Ontology annotation, molecular function: protein binding. Lineage: Eukaryota; Metazoa; Placozoa; Uniplacotomia; Trichoplacea; Trichoplacidae.
AUGGCAACUGCUGUUGUAUCGCAUCGCUUCGUCUUUGGUAUCAAAGGCGGAGUGACUAGUAAUGUCAACUUUCUCGACGAGCAAACUGUUAUUUAUCCUGCUGGUUCAAACUGUAUUUUAUACCAUAUCGAUCAGAAAUCUCAACGAUUUAUCCUUGGCUCUGAUAAAAGCCAAGGCAUGACUGCAAUUGCUAUCAGUCCUAAUCGUCGCUAUAUUGCUAUCGCCGAACGAGGCGAUAAACCAACUAUUACCAUUUAUGAUUUACAUACUUUGAAACGAAGAAAGAUUCUUAGUAGUGCAGAUCACAACUUCGGCGAAUAUGUUAGUUUGGCAUUCUCUCCAGAUUCAAAAUAUUUAGCAUCACAAGGAGGAAAACCCGAUUGGACAUUACUGUAUUGGACAUGGGAAAAGUCCAAAGUAAUGGCCACAACGAAAACAACAAAUCAACAAAGUGCACCAAUUUAUCAAGUAACCUUCAACCCACAGGAUAAUACACAAUUAUGUGUUAUUGGCAAUGGUAUAUUUAAGCUAUUUCGCUACAGUGAAGGUAAUCUUAAACAAUUCGCUUUCUUGAAAAUGGAACCGCACAAUUACCUAUGCCAGUCAUGGGUUACGGAAGAUAAAGUCAUUGUUGGUACGGACGAAGGUCGAUUAUUCCUUUUCGAAGCUGGCGAGCUAAAAAAUGAAUUUACACUUACUACCUCUGCAUCAGAUUUUAAAUCGAGAAUAAUCCUAAUAAAUCACUCAUGCUAUCUUAAAAAUAUAUACAGUAUAUAUAUACGUAUAUAUAUAUCAUGGCCAACGAUAGAUCAGAUAACUGAUGCUAAACAUGAAGAUAAAACUCCAAUUAAUGAUAUCGUUACAUAUGAAAAGGGCUUUAUUUGUUGUACAGCCAGUGGUGCGGCUUAUAUAUUUGAAAAAGGUGAAGAAAGAGAUUCCUAUAAAAAAUUGAAAGAAAUUAGGCUUCCAAUUGAUACUCAGCAUGCCGAUACUCCUGAUUCAAGCAUCCCUGAAAUAAAACAUUUAGCUUUAAGCCCAUCGGAAGAAAACUUGAUUUGUAGCACUAGCGACAAUCAACUUUAUACAGUUGUUGUAUCUACAGCUGAUAUAUCAAAGGGUGAUAUACCGCGGUUUGAUGUCUUAACAUUUCCCUUUCAUCGUGAUGCAAUAACUGGCAUGGAUACAUGUAUACGCAAACCUUUAAUUGCAACAUGCUCUAUGGAUAAGUCAGUUAGGAUCUGGAAUUUUGAAUCUGGAAUGUUAGAAUUGCAUAAGGACUUUCAGGAAGAAGCCUUCAGUGUAGCUGUCCAUCCUUCAGGCUUAUACAUUUUAGUCGGAUUCAGUGAUAAAUUACGUCUGAUGAAUCUUUUAAUUGACGAUAUUCGCACAUUUCGUGAAUUUACUAUCCGUGGUUGUCGCGAGUGCUCAUUUAGUAAUGGAGGUCACCUCUUUGCUGCCGUACAUGGUAAUGUUAUCCAAGUUUAUUCAACAACAACUUUUGAUAACGUUACUAACCUAAAAGGACAUAAUGGAAAGGUACGCUCAGUACGUUGGAGUAUCGAUGAUGGAAGUAUCAUCUCAUGUGGUAUGGAUGGAGCUGUGUAUGAGUGGUCCGUUUUCACAAGUAAACGUGAAGGAGAAAGUGUCUUGAAAUCUUGUAGCUAUACAGAUGUAACCGUAUCACCUGAGGGGAAGGUUAUCUAUGCUGUUGGAACUGAUCAUACGCUAAAAGAAAUUUGCGAUUCUCAAAUUCUUCGUGAUAUUCAUGCUGGAGAUGCUGUAUUUACACAAGUAGCUAUUUCUCAUAGCGGCAAAAUGUUAUUUGCUGGUACCAACAAUGGUACAGUUCGAUCAAUCAAGUAUCCGCUAACUGCAACAGGAGAAUGGCAAGAAUAUCAAGCUCAUGCCCUUGGAGUCGCAAAGCUACGAAUUUCGUAUGAUGACCAAUAUCUAUUCUCAGUAAGUGAAGAUGGAAGCUUCUAUAUUUUCAAAAUUAGCGAAAAAGAAGGUAGAGGAUUAAAACGGGACAAAGAAGUCGCAUUUGCUGAGGAAAUAUUGAUUACUAAAUCAGACCUUGAAGAAAAAAAUGCAAUGAUGACAGAAUUAAAAACGAGAGUUGAUGAAUUAAAAAUGGAAAAUGAAUAUCAAUUACGAUUAAAAGAUAUGAAUUAUAACGAAAAAAUUCGUGAAUUAACAGAAAAAUUCAUUCAAGAGAUGGAAUCAUUAAAAACAAAAAAUCAAGUUCUGAAAACUGAAAAGGAUAAAGAGGAAACGAGACAUGAAGAACAAAUACACGACGUUCUAGAAGAUCACGCUAAAGAAUUGCAAGAUCUUGAAUCGGCAAAUAAUCAAAAAUUAAUGUCUGAAUACGAAAAAUACCAAGAAUUACAAGCUAAAAGUCAAAAAAUGCAGGAGGAAUAUGAACGCCAAUUAAAUGAAAUGGAUGAAUCUAAAGAAGUAUCCCUACAGGAUUUAACAGAAUAUUACGAGAAUAAACUACAAGAGAAAUCUAGUCAAUUGGAACAGGCUAAUGAGGAACAACAGCAGCUAACAAGAGAAUAUGAUGAAACGAAGAGGCAAAUUGAGGAAGAUGUCGAUAGAGAAAUUGUUGAUAUAAAGAAUAAGUACGAGCGCCGAUUACGCGAUGAAAAAGAAGCUAAUUUGAGGCUGAAAGGAGAAACUGGAAUAAUGAGAAAGAAGGUAAACUAUUGA